CUGUUUGCAGUCCUUCAGUGGCAGCAAGUUCUAGGCCUAGGCCUGUAGCCUACUGACAUGACUGAAGAAACGAACAGAUUUUUCAUGACACUCAUAGGGCCUAUUGUCACUCUGACCUGGUGUUGGCGAUAUCUUAUCACCUCUCAGAAUUCUACUGAAGCAUGUCUGUGUCGGACUCAAAAAUGAGUGCUUCCAAUGUUGCUCGGACUGCUUUACGUUGGGCGUUUAAUUUCGGGUCAUGGAGGCCGACCAAAGCAGAGUGGAUGCUGGCUGCACAGUGUGUUCAGAUGGAGGAGAAGAAUAGGAUAGGGAAAUUUGUCUUCAAAAGAGAUGCGAAAUCUGCUAUGGCUGGCAGAUUGCUUCUCAGGAAGGCCAUCUCGGACACACUGCAAAUACCCUACGGAGAUGUGAGGCUGGAUAGGACAGAGAAAGGCAAACCUUUCCUUGUGAACACUGUGGCAACACAUUUCUCAUUCAAUGUGUCUCACCAAGGGAAACUUGCAGUCUUGGCAACUGAAUUCGAUAAGGAUGUGGGAAUUGAUGUCAUGGAAAUCACACAGCCCAGGGGCAGUAAGUCUGUGGCUGAUUUCUUUCACACUAUGAGAAGGCAAUUCACAGAUGAUGAAUGGGAAGCCAUAAAGGAACCUAUGACAGACUCGGGGAGAUUGGCAAGGUUUUAUAGAUUCUGGUGUCUCAAAGAGAGCUAUGUGAAAGCUGUUGGCAUAGGUAUAGGAUACAGCCUGCAGAGACUGAGCUUCAAGAUCAGCACACCUCAACUACGACAAGGAAACCUGACAAAGGACACAGUGUUGUUUAUUGAUGGAAUCAAGGAGGUGAUGUGGGAGUUCCAUGAGACGAUGGUGGAUGAGCACCAUUGUACUGCUGUGGCUGUCAGGAAAACCACUCAUCAGGGGCAGAAUGAAGAAUGUGACUGUGAUGGAAUGAUGACCUCGGGACUGUUCGAGAUUUUAUCGUUUAGUCAGCUGGUUGUGUCAGCUCAACCAUGUUUAGAGACCGACUUGGAUUACUGGGAAGCGUUUGAUCAGAAAGACGAAUCGCCAGGAGGAUCAUGAUUUGAGGCUCUGUGAUUACCUAAUGGUUAUCUCAUCCACCUGACAAGUGUCAGUCCCAGGUUGGCUUCAUGGGCCACUGGGCCAACACGCUAAAACCUCCAACCUUACUUGAUAACAAUAGCCAUGACAAAGGUGUGACUCUUCGGACAGGGUGUUUAAAUAUUUCAGAAAGGACAGUUUCAAGAACAAUCAGCAAUUGGAAAAAUUGCAGAUCUCAUGUAUGGACUGAAAUGACUGUUUUAUCUUCAGACAUGAACUUGAAAGUUCCAAAGGUCUGAAGACCAGAAUGUCAAGGGCAAGCUUGUUCUCGAGUGUACCUCUCUGGGCCUCGGACCAGAAUGUUGCAAUGGCAAGCUUGUUUGACAUGGCUUUGCAGCCUAGCCUGCUAUAAGCCAACACUUCGAGAAAAGAUUAAAGAUUGAUCGAGAAGGUGUGUUUCAUCUUCAUUUGCAUGUGCUUGCUAUUAAGGCUUUCAAUAAAACAAAGUUCUUAGUUUA
Molecule: messenger RNA, 1570 nt
Organism: Lineus longissimus
Lineage: Eukaryota; Metazoa; Nemertea; Pilidiophora; Heteronemertea; Lineidae
Product: L-aminoadipate-semialdehyde dehydrogenase-phosphopantetheinyl transferase-like
Exons: 6
Coding region: 162-1073 (303 amino acids)
Cellular component (GO): cytosol
Molecular function (GO): holo-[acyl-carrier-protein] synthase activity; magnesium ion binding
Source: RefSeq, a predicted model, not a curated record